UAAAAAGCCCGUCCACUCGAUCUCUUCAAAAGAGUCUACUAACUAUUUCGACCAAAAACGAAGGCCUCCAACUUUGAGUUUGAUUCUCAACUAUUAUUGAUAUCGACAUAUUCUAAUUAAUGAGUUGGCACCUUUAUUCACGUUUUGUUCGUAACGUAUAAAAUCGAGAACGACACAUAACGGACGGUCUAAAAUCACUGCAUCGUUUGCAGUCACCAUGCAAUGGAUAUCACAUGUUACCCUUGUCUACCCCAUUUUGGUCAACACGAUCAUUUUACCCCUAAAAUGUGUCGAGGCACACGAACAGCUUGCGUGGUUUGCCACGCAAGGCAAUGAACUACAUACAAAAUUGGUGAGAUCUGCAAGCGAUGAUGGACGGCUUACGCCUCCGGAACUGCAUUUGGCCAAGCCAUUGCUCAGCUCCGAGAGUGAACGAUCGGUGCAGCUUCCAUCAAUGAGACGCGUUAGAUGCAGAAAACGCCCUACUACGACGACGACUCUACCUCCAGACAACUGUGAAGAUACUCUUGAGCCCACUGAACAACUGGGCCGGCUCGUCUACCGUACACCGGAGGGAACCUCGAUAGCAAUAUAUAGCAAUGGGACCCUCCGUGGUCCUGAUUCGAGACCUUACAAGGGGAAAGUUGAUGCGUAUGGAGUGCCGAUUCCUCUAGGUAAAAACGUUAUGGUUUUUGACGGGCACAAUAAUCCUCUGCCUACCGAUGGCUUCAAUCGACCUCUGGGACCUGACGGGUUACCCGAACCAUUGCCAGUUGAUAAUAAAGGCCUCCCAAUUGGUCCCAACGGGAAACCGCUCCCGCGUGACAAACAGAAUCGUACGCUCGGUCCAGAUGGGACACCGUUACCGGUCGACCCUGACGGUCGAGUGCUGCCACCUCCAGGAAAGCCAGUUGAAGUUCCAUACCUUUUAUCGAAGGCCUUCGGGGAGGAUCGAACUUUCCUUUAUCCAAAUGGUACAAAAGUGCCCGUUGAUGCCAAAGGCAGAGCUGUUACACCAGAGGGCACGCCACUGCCCACAGAUACAUAUGGGGUUCCUCUCGGACACAACAAUGAACCGCUGGUAAUAGCCGAUUGGAAAGGAAACCCACUUCCCAUUUAUUUGUUGCCAAAUGGAACCAAAGCCCUAAAAGACACCUUCGGGAGAGCUAUUGCACCAAACGGCAUCCCAUUGCCAAUGAAUUCGUUUGGAGUACCUUUCGGCCCUGAUGGAAAAUUGUUGAGAGCUGCGGACCCUAAAGGAAACCUACUUCCAACGGAUGAACAUGGCAGACCAUUUGAUCGCACGUUUCUCCUACCCAAUGGAACAAAGGUGCCCCUGGACUCCAAGGGGAGAGCACUUGGAGUAGACGGCACGUUAUUGCCAACAAAUCCUUAUGGCGUCCCUUAUGGUCCGGAUAAAAAAUUGUUAACCAUAGCUGAUUCAAUGGGAAAUCCGCUUCUUACAUUUCUUCUGCCGGAUGGCACCAAGGUUCCAAUGGAUGCAAAAGGUAGAGCUGUAUCACCCGACGGCACUCAACUGCCAACAAAUGCUUAUGGUAUACCUUUUGGUCCAGACUAUCAAUUGUUACCAAUUGCGAACUCAAAGGGAUAUCCGCUUCCCACCGACGAAUUUGGCCGGCCUCUUGAUGAGAAUGACUUACCGUUACCGGUACCUAUCGACCAGGACGGCGUCCAUAUUGGACCCAAUGGUCGUCCUUUGCCUACGGACCCGUAUGGCAAACCUACCGGACCAAACGGCAAAGCGCUUCCAGCAGACUAUCAAAAUCGUCAUUUGGGGCCUUUGUAUCCAGUAGGAAAGCCACUCCAGGGUAUACCGCGUGAUGAUAAAGGACGUGUGCUAGGACCUGAUGGUAAACCCGUGAAGUACAUAGACGCUAAAGACAAACCCAUAAAGAUGGAUAAAUAUGGAACCCUUAUUCAUCGGGACGGUGCUCCAGUUCCUACGGAUUCCUAUGGAAGUCCUUUGGGAAAGGACGGAAAACCUCUGCGGAUGAUAGAUCAAACGGAGAAACCAGUUCCAACAGAUUGGUAUGGCCGUCCAUUAGCUCCUAAUGCCACUAGCUAUCCGAUUCCUAAAGACGAACAUGGACGACCGAUUCAACCAAACGGCCUCCCAUUUCCAACGGAUAAGAAAGGUAGGUUUUUGGGGCCUAACGGGAAGCCACUCCCGAAGAACAAGAACGAACAAAUAGUACCGCCACUUGGAAGACCCAUAGCAGGGAGACCCCUAAAAGGGUUACCUCGAGACUCUGACGGAAAGGUUCUUGGUCCAAACGGAGAACCUCUAACAUACCUCGGUCGUGAUGGACGACUUCUUGAUCGGGGUCCAGGAGGUAGAUUUCUAGAUUGGCGUGGAGCUCCGAUGCCUACAGACGCCUAUGGAACACCACUAGAUCCAGAUGGAAGACCCCUUAAACCAGUUGACUCGAGAGGUAACCUUUUACCCGUCGACAUACUCGGACGUCCGCUUAAGCCCAAUGGAGAACCGCUGCCUGUACCGAAAGAUAAAUUAAACAACUUCAUUGCCCCUAAUGGUAUUCCCUUCGAAACGAAUAAAGAAGGUUAUCCUUUAAUGCCUGACGGAGUUCGGUUCCCAAUAAGCCCCACGGUGGAAGUACCCAUUCCCGUGGUCGCUGAUUCGCCGAUGCCUGGCUAUGGAGUAGAUUCUGUGGGUCGUCUGCUCGGACCUGACGGCAAGCCUCUUUCAUAUCUCAAAGCUAAUGGCAUAAAAGUGCCAAUGAGUGACGCAGGUCACCCAUUGUUUGAUGAUGGAAGACGACGGAAAAUUAAUGCGUAUGGCAUACCUCUCGGGCCAGAUGACAAGCCUCUACGAGCAGCGAAUUUGGAGGGUCAGCCACUUCCGAUAGAUGCUUUCGGGAGGCCACUUGACCCCAACGGCAUACCUUUUCCCUUACCCAUUGAUCCAAUCGGUCGUCCAAUAGGACCCGAUGGAAGACCGUUAUCGGUCGACAAAAGCGGAAAAUAUUUGGAUCUCGAUAAUAAACCUUUACCACGGGAUCCGCAAGGAAGAGUUUUAGGGCCCCGAGGUCCGUGCAGUUGUCCCUUAGGACCAGAUCUUAAACCGCUGAGGUACAUAGACCCUGAUGGGCAACUUGCUCCUGUUGAUGAACGUGGCAGGGCCUUAAAUGCAAAAGGGUUUCCUCUGCCGACCGAUGCUUUUGGAACUCCAAUAGGUUUCGACAAAAAGCGUUUUAGACCUGCUAGUUCCUAUGGGCAACCACUUCCUUCUGAUGCUUUCGGUAGGCCACUACACAACGGGAAACCACUGCCAUUACCUAUAGAUGCAAAAGGGAAACCUAUUGGACCAGAUGGUGCUACUUUACUGACAGACUCUGCUGGUCGACCUCUUGGGCCAAAUGGUCAACCGUUGCACCAUGACCAACGAGGAUGGCAUCUGGCACCACUUGCAAGAAAGAUGGUCGCACCUGAUGGGAAACCUCUGAAAUACGUAGAGCCGUCAGGAACCGCUCUGCCUGAUAAUUGGGAAGGCGUUAGGUUAAAGCCUGGUCAUCAGCCGGUUUUGACGGACUUUUACGGAUCGCCACUUGGUCCAGAUAAAAGACCACUUCCGCCGCUCGACUCUGAAGGGAAAGCUGUUCCAACAGACGUAUUUGGCCGCCCGCUGGGGCCUUCUGGAGAACCGCUGCCUCUUCCUGUUGACAACUUGGGCCAACCUAUAGGGCCUGAUGGAAAACCGUUUCUUACAGAUAAAAAAGGACGGCCUCUGCUUUCAAACGGUGAACCAUUACCAGUCGAUAACCAUGGCCAUCCAGUGGCACCCAAAAGCAGUCAGCCGGUGGGCCCAGAUGGAAGUCUAGCAACCUACUUACAAGAAGACGACAAGCCUCUAAAGGCGGACGCGUUUGGAAGAAUACUUGAUCCGGAUGGCAAGCCCUUAAAAGUAAACGCUUUCGGCGUUCCGUUAAACCACGAUGGCAAGCCGUUAACCCCUUUUGAUUCAAAGAAAAGACCUAUAAAAACUGAUCUCUAUGGAAGGCCUCUUGGGCCGCAUGGAGAUCCAAAACCUCUUCCUCUUGACGCGUUUAGACGCCCUAUUGGACCAUAUGGCGAAGCACUUCCAGCAGACGAAAACGGAAAUCCUACUGACUACAACGGUGAUCCUUUAUCUAAAGAUGCACGGGGUCAAUUUGUUGCGCCAUUGGGUAUCCCCGGUCCACCAAUAAAGUUAAAAUUAAAGAAGCUUCCGCAAAACAUAUUAGCAGGAAGGAGUUUCCGUAUACCGAUUCUCAGUGGACUCUCAACACCCACUAGUGACCUAGAAUCAAGACAGCUACAACCACAGAGCACAUUUAAGGCCUCAUUAUACCCGCCUACCAAUAAAACUUUUCCACUAGACAGCAAAGGGAAUAUACGUGAUUUAAAUCUUGUACCUGUCGCAACAAAUGCUUUCAGUGCCCCCCCAGACAAGGACGGUAAGAGUUUAAUGCCAUUUGAUACAAAGCAGAUGUCAAUCGAAACGGAUGCAUACGGUAGGCCAUUGGGAUUAGAUGGAAAGCGAAUGGGUAGAAAAGAAGCUUCCUCUGUUGAGGAAUUCAGGAACCCCAUUGGACCAAACGGGAAAUCGCUGACUAGAGACAGCGGAGAAAGACUUCUUGGAUUUGACGGCAAGUCAUUAUCUAGAGAAACAAACGAACAGUUUGUAGCAUCGCGUACUAACUCAGGAGAUGACCCCAACAAGAUACGGAUUACAUCUAUAGAAAGACGUACAGGUACCGGGUCGACAGAGAACCCUCACAUGGGCGAGUUUGUAGCUGUUUGGGGAAUGUAUCAUCACAACGUCGGACGGCGAAACUUAGGCGGAGCUUCUUCAGAAGAGUUAAGCAAAUAUGGUUUUCGUAAUUGGCCACCGUCUAAGCAAGAAGUGAAUGACCUGGUUCAGGACUCCGUAGAAAAGAAAGAUUAUCUGAAUCUGUUAAGGUGGUGGAAAAGUAUUACAAGCGAAUACCAAGAGCAAAGAAAGUUUUCGAAGCUGGCGUAGUAGGAAUUACGCUACAGGGAAGGCAGAUUGCUCGUGUGAUUUACAUGCUUCACUAAAAAUAAAGGCUGUCUUAGGGUUACUAAAAUAAUGGG
Varroa destructor (honeybee mite) is the source of this 5133-nucleotide messenger RNA. RefSeq lists its product as uncharacterized. NCBI's taxonomy places the organism in Eukaryota, Metazoa, Arthropoda, Arachnida, Mesostigmata, Varroidae. The record is from RefSeq and is a predicted model, not a curated record.